Aspergillus campestris IBT 28561 is the source of this 1034-nucleotide messenger RNA. RefSeq names its product emp24/gp25L/p24 family protein. Gene Ontology annotation, cellular component: endoplasmic reticulum-Golgi intermediate compartment; endoplasmic reticulum; Golgi apparatus. Bases 60 to 746 code for a protein of 228 amino acids. NCBI's taxonomy places the organism in Eukaryota, Fungi, Ascomycota, Eurotiomycetes, Eurotiales, Aspergillaceae. The record is from RefSeq and is a predicted model, not a curated record. Gene Ontology annotation, biological process: endoplasmic reticulum to Golgi vesicle-mediated transport; intracellular protein transport; Golgi organization. The transcript is spliced from 3 exons.
CACCACAACCCUCGAGUCUCCUCUCCCACCACCCCUUUUGAUCUCUCUCUCUCCUCAUCAUGGCUCGGUCCAAUCCCUCAGCCUCAUGGCUGUCCUCUCUGGUGGCCCUGUGUGUCAUCCUGUGUCUCUCCGUGCCCACCAACGCCCUCUACUUCUAUAUGGACGGUCGUCAAUCCAAGUGUUUCCUGGAGGAGCUGCCCAAGGACACCCUCGUCGCUGGAAAAUACUCCACCGAAGUCAUCAACACCCAAACAAACACCUACGAAGUCGACGCCGGCCUGAAAGUCCUCAUCACCGUGGACGAGAUCUUUGACAACGACCACCGUGUCGUUUCCAAGCGCGACAACCACGCCGGCCGUUUUACCUUCUCCGCCGCCGAUGCCGGCCAGCACAAGAUCUGCCUGACGCCCGAGACCAACGUCGCGGUGUGGAUGUCCGGUGCCCCGGGGGCCCUCCGCGUCACGCUCGACAUGGCUAUCGGCGAGACCAGCAAGAUCGAGACGGAGGAUAAGGGUAAGAUUCAAGAUAUUGUGCAGAAGGUUAAGGACUUGAAUGGUCGGUUGCAGGAUAUCCGCCGGGAGCAGGUGUUCCAACGGGAACGCGAGGCCGAAUUCCGUGACCAGUCCGAAGCGACCAACUCCCGUGUCGUCCGCUGGACCCUGAUGCAGCUGGCUGUCCUCUCCGCCGCCUGCGCCUGGCAGCUGUCCCACCUGCGCUCGUUCUUCAUCAAGCAGAAGUUGACGUAGGUCAAUUUGCCUUGACGUGGUAGUGUGAAGAGGGAGAGUCUACAUCUAUCUAUAUUCCGUACCUACAUUACAUGCAUACAUACCUAUCUACCUACCUACUUCCUGAACGCUCUAUUUAUUUUUGGAUGGUUAGAUGACUGUAUCUUCUUUUUCUUUUCUUUUUUUUCUUACUCUGCAAGAAACCUGUCACUGCAGAUAAUAGGAUGGUUCUUCUAUAGGUUUUAGUUUGUGUCUUUCUGCUUAUGUAGCGUUUUCGUUUCAGUCUGGUUAAUAAAGUAUUCACCACGG